AGUAAAAGAAUUUUUUAACUUUUCAGUUUCAACACUUCUACCACUCAUUUUUGCUUCCAAAAAUGACCACCUUAUCAGAAGUAAAUUGUUUGUUUAAGUGACUUAGAUAUUUUUCUUUGUUAACCCUUCCUGCCUGAUGUUCAGACCACAUGCAUUUUCACUGUUUUUAAUGUUAAGAUGAUGUUUUUGCUCCCCCAGGGCUUAUUUUUAUCACAUUACAGCUCUUAGUUAUAUAUAGCCUAUAUGUGCACUUUGUGAGGGAUGAUGCUCUGGACUUUGUGUAUUUAUUUGGUUUUGGUUUAUAGUCAUUCUCCUUUGGACAGUUGCAAAGCAUAUUUGCUAUCAGUGGUGCCAUCACCUCGCACCUAUAAACAUGACAGCGCAUGACAGCUGGUACAAUCAAGUCCUGAAGGGUUGGGUGUCCGUAGUACAGGUUGAAACAGGAUGGAUGUGGUGUUAGAAUAAAUUGUUAGCUGGAUAGUCCUAUGGGGUUUGUGUGGUAGCAGCAGGGUCAGGAAGGGGUGAGUGAGAGUGGCAUCUUGGGGCAGAGGAAGGCAAAGAGAGGAGGAAGAACAGCAGCAAAGUGGUUGCAGAGCUGUCCCAGGCAGCCAGACCUCCUUUGGCCGGGAGGUCUGUCCUGUCAGGGUGCAUGGCUGCAACUACAAACAGUUUCAUUUGUUAAUGUGAACCAGUGGAAAGGUAGCUGUCUGCAUAUUUCUUCAUGGUGUGGGCUGCAACCUAAAACAAAUGCAUAAAAAAUUUCAAGUGAAACAACCACUGUGAAAGUUGUGGUACUAUAUUUCUGUAGUGCUUUGUGGUCUGAUGGUGUGUGGCACUGACAAAGCAAAUUAUAUGCCAGUGGGUGCCAGGUUAAUCUGAGCAUCUUUGGUACUAACUUAGGUGAUUUUGCUCUAAUUUUCCCUUUUGCUGACACUUUGCUGUAGCGAAAAGCCAUGCCAGAGCUUUGUGCAAGUCAGGCAGAGCUUUGGCCCUGGGUCCUUGAUUUUUAGAAUGGGAGCAAAGGUCCUAAAGAGUAUGAAACUUCCAGUUGGUUGAUCAAAUUGGUCCUCACAAAGUGCUGACACCAGUGCCUCAUAGGAAGGUAGAUGAAACGGGCAGACCAUAGAUGUUUCUAAUAUCAGGAAUCUUGGGAGGUUUCUUUGAAGACAACUUCUGCUGGAAGAAUGGCAUCAUCUCUACAGAUCUGUGCAUUGCUGCUGGCUUUAGCAGGAUUCACCACUUUACUUGUUACUACCAUGUCCAACAGAUGGAAAGUUUUGGACGCUGCGACAGAGCUGGUCACUGCAGACUGGGUUUCUGAAGGUCUUUGGAUGGACUGUGCAGCAACUGCUCUUGGAUCAGUAGAGUGCAAGAAAUUUCUGUACAUGUUGAGUUCAGACACUCAUAUUCAGGCAUGCCGUGCCUUGAUGAUUACUUCCAUCCUUCUGGGAUUCCUAGCCACAGUAGUCUCACUGCUUGGUUUGAAGUGCACAAACAUUGGGUUGAGCGAUGAGGAUGGAAAAAUGAAGUUUGCUGUCACGGGAGGAUUUCUUUUCAUUUUAGGAGGUCUCUGCUCCAUGGUGGCUGUUUCUUGGUAUGCUGCAAUCAUUACUGCUCAGUUUUUUGACCCACUGUAUGCUGGAACCAAGUAUGAACUGGGAGAAGCUCUAUACUUAGGCUGGACUGGUUCUAUUCUUUAUAUCCUUGGUGGGAUCUUACUGACCUGUUCAUGCAAAGGGAAGGAAAAACAGAAUUACAGAACCAACAAAUACGGAUAUUCAGCAGGCCAGGCAGCUCCUCAGCCACACAGGUAUUCCAGGAACACUGAGACAAUCAUAAGCAACAAGGAGUAUGUCUAAACUUCCAUUUUGCAUCGCCUGUAACAUUAGUAGGUUAUGAACUCAAAUAAAGAAGUGAACUACUUCCAGGGUUCCGGUUCCAAGUUGCAAUCUUAUCCCUUAAUUCGGAGCAGUACAGGAGGAGGAGUGCUUUCCAAUGUAAAUAGGAAUGGUUUUCAGAUGUAAAUAGCUUUCUACAGAAGAUGUGAAGUGAAAUCCUGCCACAAGAAGGUUUUCUUCGUGCUGACAAGGCUGGUAAAAUUUAACCAGAGCGCAGUAUGUGCUGACACUUGAGAGCAACAGUUUCCAUUUCAGCUGACUCAAACAUGUGGAACUGAUAGCUGUGUUUGACUGCGAGUUCAUGUGCCUCACAGUUAAAAACGUAUUGUGUUUUCAUUAAUGCUUAGCUUCCUACUUUUGUUUAGCAGCUUUAGCUUUUUGACAGGAAAUAAACUUUAUUCCAUGGAUUGACUGGAACAGAUUUUUUGAUGAGUGGUAUCUUGGCAAUUAAUAAGGAUCUGAUGUAUUACUGCAAUUCUUAUUAUGUAUGAUAGUCAAGGUUUAUAAAAGCUACAAUAAAUUCUCUAGCAACCACUCACCUUCAAAUCUGCAGAUGUGCAACAAAUUUCAUGGUUGUAAUGCAGAUACCAAAAAUAAAUGAUAUGGAAUGAACCAAACACAGCUGGGAGUGGAGAAAGCAUCUGGUGUGAAAACGCCUUGUGGUAACUAAGAAAACAAUAGCCUGAAUUUUUUAUUUUUAUUUCUAUGUUUUCAGCUUUUAAAAUAAUCCUAUUUUAACUUUGAGCAAUCUUUAACUUUGGGAACUUCUACUGGAUCUGAGUUGUCUAAUUCCUGUAAUUCCCCAGAGGCUUUAUUCUCUGUCAUUGUUCCAUCAUUAGAAUUUCUGCCUUAAACUACUCCACUGCUGGGAGCAUACGUUCGCCUUGUGUGAGCACUCAGACAGAUGGUGAUAAGCUAAUUUUAUUUUAUAUUUAUGCUUUAAGCAACAUGAAAUGGAAUUUCACCCUGCAGGUUCAUAGGUUUCAUAACUUGUCCCUUUUAUAUUACAGAUGUAUUCACACAGUUUGACAAAAUACCUUGGUGUUUAUCUCUAGUUCUAAUGUCUUACGAUAAACAUAUAAUAGUCUGA
Messenger RNA from Pseudopipra pipra, 2988 nucleotides. Its product is annotated as claudin-15-like. Gene Ontology annotation, cellular component: plasma membrane; bicellular tight junction. Lineage: Eukaryota; Metazoa; Chordata; Aves; Passeriformes; Pipridae. Gene Ontology annotation, biological process: bicellular tight junction assembly; cell adhesion. The record is from RefSeq and is a predicted model, not a curated record. Bases 1185 to 1859 code for a protein of 224 amino acids. Gene Ontology annotation, molecular function: structural molecule activity. The transcript has 6 exons.